This is a messenger RNA of Ctenocephalides felis (cat flea), 2261 nucleotides long. RefSeq lists its product as uncharacterized. Gene Ontology annotation, molecular function: protein binding. The record is from RefSeq and is a predicted model, not a curated record. Lineage: Eukaryota; Metazoa; Arthropoda; Insecta; Siphonaptera; Pulicidae. The transcript is spliced from 10 exons. Bases 67 to 1983 code for a protein of 638 amino acids. Gene Ontology annotation, cellular component: mRNA cleavage and polyadenylation specificity factor complex.
GAACAUUAGUUUACGUGCGUUUAGUAUUUCAGUUUAGUGAAAAACCAAUCAAUUCUAUUAAUCAAAAUGAUUGAAACGGCUCAAUUUUCUCAACCCCCUCCGAAUUUAUCGGCGCCUCCGCCGAAUUUGCAAAUGCCGCCGCCUAAUAUGUCGAUGCCCCCUCCGAGUUUGGGGACACCGACAAAUCCACAAGCUAGGCCACCUUUUCUUAACAAUAAUCAAAAUAGAGUAACGCCACAAACACAUUUUUAUAAACCGUUCCCCGGGAUCUUUCCGAGGGGGCCGACUGGAGGACCCAUGACACAAGAUGAUUUUGACGGGAAAAGACUUAGAAAAUCUGUGAUGAGAAAGACUGUUGAUUAUAAUGCAGCUAUAAUAAAAGUACUACAAAACCGUGUAUGGCAAAGAGACUUUAGAGAUAGGCAAGCCUUACAGCCUGAUCCAAUGUACAUUCCAGACUUACUGCCUCCGCCAAGUUAUCCAGAAAACCCUAUAAAUGCAGUAACGACAAAGUUUGUUAAAACUGCUACAAAUAAAAUGAGAUGUCCCAUUUUCACCUUAGCAUGGACACCUGAAGGUAGACGUUUGGUGACAGGUGCAAGUUCAGGAGAGUUUACAUUAUGGAACGGACUCACAUUCAACUUUGAAACAAUCCUACAGGCGCAUGACACUCCGGUGAGAACCAUGGUCUGGUCGCACAACGACAACUGGAUGGUGACCGGGGAUCACGGUGGCUUCGUCAAGUAUUGGCAGAGCAAUAUGAAUAACGUGAAGAUGUUCCAAGCGCAUAAGGAACCGCUGAGAGGCAUCAGCUUCAGUCCGACCGACUCCAAGUUCGUUUCCUGUUCGGACGACGGAACACUCAGGAUUUGGGACUUCAUGAGGCACCAGGAGGAGAAAGUGCUCAGAGUACAAGUGAACUUUCAAGGCAUUGCUGUAAUUCAAAGUCCUGGAUACAGUUCCAAGUCGGUCAGCUCGGUAUCAAGCAGUAUGAUACCGGAUUUUCAUUUAUUGUUAUCAAAUAUGAUUAAAGCUUUGGCAGUGGCGGACGCCGAAGGGUGCUCCUGGAGGCGCCGAUGGCGCCCCACACAAAGAAAACAACCUCCUCCAUUCAGUGACAGAGAUAAUAGGUUCAUUGUGACGAAUUCCAGUAAUAUCAUACCGAACCGUAACCAGCACCACUCCUCCACCAACUCAUCUCCGUCCUCACAACAAUUAUCCCCAACCAACAACCACCAUCUCAACCAUCACCACGGUUCGGCGCCCGGCAAUAACACUUUGUACCUGAACCACCACUCCACCGCCACAUACAACUCGGGCUCCACUCCGCCGACAUCGAUUCAGCUGAUAUCGAACCACCACGUGUCUCGGAGACAGCAGCAGAUGAUGGGGUCGCAGUUCUCGAAGAGCCCCACUGGCAAUAGUGUACUGAUGCAGAAUCAGCAGAACUAUCAGCAGAACAUGUCGCAUUUGACGAAGCAGUGGUUCCAUCCUGGAGUGACGAGGGAGCAGGCGGCCGCUAUUCUGGUUAAUAGGCAGACGCCGCCGACAGGAGACGGUAUUUUCCUGGUCAGAGAGUCUCGAUCAUCCCCCACUCGUGGUCACUUCGUGUUGACCUACAGACAUGCAGGCAGGGCCUGCCACGCUCACAUCAGGCCAAUGUUGGAGCAAUCACAAAACGACAACACGUCCAACAAUUCCAACACGAGCAACAACAAAAAUGAUUCGAGAAACAACAUUAACAAUUCCUCGAACACAAAAGGUACCAGACAAUCAUCACAAAGUAAUCACGGAUCAAACUGUUGUGCGGGCAAUGUUGUCUAUUCGCUGGACGGAGGGGAAACAAAGUUUUACGAUCUGCAGCAGCUCAUAGAAUUUUACCAGUUGAACACGACCAGUGGUGCUCUACCGGUCAAGUUAACAAACUAUGUGUCUCGAGAUGAUGUAACAAGGCACAGGACACAAGACAGUGGCAGUUAUUAAUUUAAUACCAGCCAAGGAUAUUUUCAGAAAAAAAAAUCAGUCUGUGGUAAGAUACAUACUUUAGUCUAAAUUAUUUAUUUUAGUCCAAUGGAAACGAGACAAGAUCCGUUUGUCGCGACAAUAGAUUCUGAGAACUUGGGAUUUGUUAAUGAAAUAAUUAGCAAUAAUUAAUUGUAUUAAUAUUAAUUUAAUUUGAUAUUUCAUGUUUAUAUAUUUAAGGGAAGAACUUAUUUUUGAAAUAUCACACUUUUAGUAGAUUAAAUCUCAGAAAUUCUAGU